Messenger RNA from Armigeres subalbatus, 1854 nucleotides. RefSeq lists its product as uncharacterized. NCBI's taxonomy places the organism in Eukaryota, Metazoa, Arthropoda, Insecta, Diptera, Culicidae. The record is from RefSeq and is a predicted model, not a curated record. The transcript has 3 exons. The coding region runs from base 57 to 1802 and encodes 581 amino acids.
ACACCUUUUAAAUAAUUUUCAUAGUUGUAAUCGUUCGAUCCUGUGAAAUACCCAAAAUGAACAUUGCCACUAAAACCGGUCUUAUCGCAAGCCCCCGGAAGCACAUCGUUCGCCCGAAGAAGGAAUUCGAUCCAGCCAUCCUGGCACCGUGUGCGAUCACCCGUCAAGUGCCCCUAGCGCUGCGCCCUUUCGGUGGACUGUACAACCCGUACUCCAAAGGUUGCUCCGUUCUGUGCAAUCACCCGGCCGCCCAGGAGGUCAAAAAUGUAGUGCGGCUAGCUAAGGACGCCUGGAUUACCGAGGCCCGCAUCGUGCACGGCGAAAAGCUGGGCCGCAAAGGUGAAACCAAGCGCCUUUUGUCGAAGGAUUCCGAUCUGCCGGAGCAUGUGCCGGAAGAGUUCUUUCGUCGGUACACCGACACGGACUCCCGACCGUUGACUCCGACUCCGACUGUAGCUAGCGGACGAACUCGAGCGAGCGUGGGAGGUUCCCAUUUGACGCGACGCUGUGUCACGCCAGAACCACAAACCCAGAACCAGCAGGAACGGAAGCAACUGAUCCUGGAUCUACGGCGGAGCCAUAGCCAGGAGACUCUGUACUGGAAUGCUUCGUCGGAAUUGUCCCCGAGUCAACUGCAGGAUCCUUCCUGGAUGCAGCAUCACAGCCAGAUACCUCAAACGGUUGACGAAGAGCGCGUUCUUGGGGAUGGCGCGGAAUCGGACAAAGAGGGUGGCAAACCCACUCCGAUGACUUGCAUCAAUGCGAUGGAGGAUGGUGAGGAGGAUCCCCCGCGAAGGCGCGGCAAGCGAAGGAAGAAGUCAAAACAAUUAACGCAAACGAUUAGCUUCACGCCCAACCAAGACCCGGAAACCCAAGUGGCCACGAUUGAUCCGGAUUCUCCGAAUUACUCAGCUCGACCUUCACUGGUGCCAACCGGGCGGAGCCUCCUCAGUUCGAUCGAGACACCUCCGAGGGUGAGCGUUGAAGAACCGGUGGAGUACCUGGAAAGCUUCCUCGACGAGGAAGCUCUAUGUCUGUUGCGACGUGGCCUAAACAUCGAUAUUGUGGAAGCGGUUUUUGAACGAUACAAAUCACGCGCAAUGAAAGAAGCGUUCCGUACUGCAACGCUUGAUAAGUUGAACUACCAAACAAGAGCCGUUAGACAGUUAGAGGAAACAUUGGACAUUCGUGACAUCGAUCAUGAAAAGUGGAUCGAGUUGCCGCGUAAAUAUUCGAGAUCUUCCGCGCGCUUUGAGCUCCCCAUGGAUACAAGGACACUCUCCGUAAUGACGCCAAUUGAGUACCUAAAACGUCACGUCGUGCUCGGUGAUGACCGCAAAAAACUCUACCAUCGGAUCUUUGUGCGCAACCUGUCGAAGGACGAUGGGAAAUCUUUACAGGAAUCACUGGACACGGACUCCAUCCCGGAAAUGGAGGCUCCAGCUAUGACGCAGGAAAGCUUUCGGAACUUGAUGGCGGACGUGACGAGGCUGAUUCCGAUGAGUAACUUUGACAAAGCGAUGCACGAGGCUCUUGGUUUUCACGGGACGUCGGACAAGAUCUACGAAAUACGCGAGCUGCUGGAGUUGAACUACGAGUACUACCAGGAAAUUCCGAUCGAUUUUCGCUCUUGGUGUGGAAUUGUGGCAUUUGCCGAGAGGUUUAUUAUUACCCAAGAUCGGGAAACGGAUCCCUGCAAUGAGCUGGAACAAGUGGAUUUUGAGUCUCUGGAACGGCGCAUUCGUUCGUCGAAGCCUUCGGAAAAUUUGUGCAAGGUUUUGCAUAUUAUCAAGGGUAAUUGAGAUUGAAACUGGAUUUUGUACUAAUGAAUACAGGGAGCUUGGUCGCCAAUAA